UCGCUAUUGUCAUUUUGUACGUAUUUUCGUUUCCCCUCCUCAGCUAUUGUUUUUAUUUACUUUUAUUUUUUUACUUAGUAACUCGAAAAGGGCAUUGAUUAUUUUACGUAUGAGUAUUUUGUUCCUUAUGUUUUAUUAAUUACUUGAGCACGAUAUUAUGGGAAAGCGAUAUUACUGUGACUACUGCGACAAAACAAUGGUUGCGACACCUUCAAUCAUAAGAAUCCACAAUAGCGGAGCAGCUCAUCAAAAAUUGCUAAAUGAUCAUUACCAACAAUAUAAAACUCCUGAAACAAUCUUAGCAGAAGAAAGCACAAAGAAACCUUGUACGAGGUUUGCAAAGGGUGAAUGUCCAUUUGGCAGUAUAUGUCGAUUCUCACAUUACACACAAGAAGAAUUAUACACAUUAAGAGGUUUUGUUGCACAGAAGCCAAAUCAAAGCGACACAAUUCAGCCAUCAUUUACAGAUUUGUAUCAUAAAUUCAAAGCAGACAAAACAUCUAGAGCCACAGAUCCGGACUGUAACGAAACUGUUGUAUGUGACUCAAAUGGUGUGACUCAUGUGUUGCCGUGGUGUUAUAAUGAAGCAUUUGAUCAGUAUAGCAACUUACCACCGAGUAUACAAAGAUUUAGAAUAGAAGGAUUUUUAGAUGCAAGUGUGGAGGAUUGGGGUUGAACCAAACUGUUUUCAAAUACAAUGAAAUUGAUGAAACCACAUAUAAAUUUACUCAAGAGAAACAAUUAUAUAUACGUACCAUGCAGAAUGUAAUUCAAUGUGAUUGUAAUUCUUUCACAAUAAUACAAAAAAAUAUUAAAUUAUUUUGUAUAAGUAAUUAUUACUCAAAUAACUGGAGUGUAGAAAUAGCAAUGAAAAGGCUCAGUACUAUUGAGUUGCCCACCCAACUUAAUAGCUGGUAAGACUUCUUGUGACCAUUACCGAUAGGCGGAUGUCUCACCACAGAAAGGCAGUCUACGGCAGUUGGAUUGGCGCUUGUAUUUAUUAACGUAAUUACUAUUUUUUAAUACCAUAUUAUUAUAUUUUUGAAUUAAAGCCUUAUUUAAAAC
Messenger RNA from Leptidea sinapis, 1065 nucleotides. RefSeq names its product zinc finger matrin-type protein 5. NCBI's taxonomy places the organism in Eukaryota, Metazoa, Arthropoda, Insecta, Lepidoptera, Pieridae. Gene Ontology annotation, cellular component: U12-type spliceosomal complex. Gene Ontology annotation, molecular function: zinc ion binding. The record is from RefSeq and is a predicted model, not a curated record. The coding region runs from base 158 to 676 and encodes 172 amino acids. The transcript has 3 exons.